Chelmon rostratus (copperband butterflyfish) is the source of this 3983-nucleotide messenger RNA. RefSeq names its product dishevelled segment polarity protein 1a (gene dvl1a). Lineage: Eukaryota; Metazoa; Chordata; Actinopteri; Chaetodontiformes; Chaetodontidae. The record is from RefSeq and is a predicted model, not a curated record. The transcript has 15 exons. Gene Ontology annotation, biological process: canonical Wnt signaling pathway; intracellular signal transduction. The coding region runs from base 242 to 2461 and encodes 739 amino acids. Gene Ontology annotation, cellular component: cytosol. Gene Ontology annotation, molecular function: frizzled binding.
GCCACCGUACCGACUCGCACCGGAGCAGGAAUACAGGCGCUCACAACGCGAUUAUGUCUGGAUUUUCGCUGCGUUUGUCCAACACACGGAGCUGCAUUUCCCACCGCGGGCUCUACUGGUUUAUGUAUUAGGGAACGCUGUUAUGUUAUUCUACGGGUAGCUGGUAACAUAGCAGGCCUGUUUAUUGCGCUGCCAACCCUUGUUCCUUUCCUGUGUCAAUGAUUGUCCUCCCCUCACUCUCAUGGCGGAGACUAAAAUAAUAUAUCACAUAGACGAGGAGGAGACUCCGUAUCUGGUCAAGCUGUCUAUUUCUCCGGAGAAAGUCACCUUAGCGGAUUUUAAAAAUGUCCUCAACAAUCGGCCGGUCAAUAGCUACAAAUUCUUCUUCAAAUCGAUGGACCAGGAUUUCGGGGUUGUCAAAGAAGAGAUUUCCGAUGACAACGCCAAGCUGCCCUGCUUCAACGGGAGAGUAGUGUCCUGGCUGGUCCUGGCAGAGAGCGCCCACUCUGAUGGAGGGUCUCAGUGCACGGAGAGCCACCCGGAGCUGCCCCCUCCUCUCGAGAGAACAGGGGGCAUCGGAGAUUCGCGGCCCCCCUCCUUCCACGCCAACGCGGUGAGCAGUCGAGAUGGCCUGGACACCGAGACGGGUACGGAGUCUCUGCUGAGCCACCGCAGAGAGCGAGAGAGGGAGCGUGCACGGAGGAGAGCUCGAGAGACCGAGCUCCCUCGCAUCAACGGUCACUCGAAAUCAGAGCGCACGGCAAGGGACUCGGCCAUGGGCUACGACAGCGCCUCGGUAAUGAGCAGCGAGCUGGAGUCCAGCUCGUUCGUCGACAGCGAGGAAGACGAGGAUGCUAGCAGGCUCAGCAGCUCCACAGAACAGAGCUCUUCCUCACAGCUGAUGCGCCGACACAAACGCCGCCGACGGAGGCACAAAGUGGCCAAAAUAGACCGGUCUUCAUCCUUCAGCAGCAUCACAGACUCCACCAUGAGCCUCAACAUCAUCACCGUCACACUCAACAUGGAGAAGUACAACUUUCUGGGUAUCAGUAUUGUCGGUCAGAGUAAUGACCGGGGAGACGGUGGCAUUUACAUUGGCUCGAUCAUGAAAGGAGGAGCUGUGGCUGCUGAUGGAAGAAUAGAACCUGGAGACAUGCUCCUGCAGGUGAAUGAUGUAAACUUUGAGAACAUGAGCAAUGACGACGCUGUGAGGAUCCUCAGAGAAAUAGUUUCCAAAACUGGUCCUAUUAGUCUUACUGUUGCCAAAUGUUGGGACCCGUCUCCACGAAGCUACUUCACCAUCCCGCGUGGUAAGACAGACACAAGUGCUAUGUUGCAAUCAGCUGAGCCAGUGAGACCCAUUGACCCUGCAGCCUGGAUUUCUCACACCACCGCCUUGACAGGGCCUUACCCGCACUACGAGUUCGACGACUUGCCCCUGUCUGCGAGUAAAACAGACAUGGCAACCAUUGUCAAAGUGAUGCAGCUGCCUGACUCUGGCCUAGAGAUUCGAGACAGGAUGUGGUUGAAGAUCACUAUCGCUAAUGCUGUCAUUGGUGCUGACGUGGUGGACUGGCUUUACUCCCGAGUAGAGGGCUUCAAGGACCGGCGGGAUGCGAGGAAGUACGCGAGCAGUCUCCUGAAACAUGGCUACCUGAGACACACCGUCAACAAGAUCACCUUCUCCGAGCAGUGCUACUAUACGUUCGGGGACCUCUGCCAAAACAUGGCAUCACUCAAUUUAAACGAGGGAUCCAGCGGCGGAGGCUCUGAGCAGGACACUCUGGCACCGCUCCCUCCCACCAGCAACCCCUGGCCCCUGGGCGGGCAGCCAUUCCCCUACCCUCCCUUUCCCUCCGCACCCCCCAGCUUCCCGCCAGGAUACUCAGACCCUUGCCACAGUUUCCACAGUGGGAGCGCAGGCAGCCAACACAGCGAGGGAAGCCGAAGCAGUGGAUCCAACCCCAGCGCAGGCAAAGGUAGACGCUCCUCCCCACAGGAGAAGGGUCAACGGUCAACAUGCAGCGAAUCAGAGCCCCGCAUCCACGGAGGGAGACGCGGUGACAGGUCCGCCAGCCAAAUGAGCCAUCACAGCCACGCCGUCUCCAGUCACAGUCACGCCCGAUCGAGCCUCAGUCACAGUCAGUCACACAGGAGUCACCCUCUCUCACAGAACAGCCACCCGCCCUUCACCUACAGCCACGCCCCCUUCACCCAGCCGGGGCCGGGCUCGUGCGCACACAGCGAGCGAAGCCACGCCUCCUCCUACGGCCCCCCGGGCUUGCCUCCCCCUUAUUGUCUGGCCCGACUGGCCCCCAAGACCUUGGUGAGCAGCAGCACGCCCCCUGGAGCCCCUCCUGGGAGAGAGUUAGCAGCCGUCCCUCCUGAGCUCACCGCCAGUCGCCAGUCCUUCCAGCAUGCUAUGGGCAAUCCCUGUGAGUUCUUUGUUGACAUCAUGUGACAGGACAGUGCCUUUAAAACUCAUCGAGCACAAAGAAAAAAAAGAUUCUCCCCCGAACCCCCGUCACCUCCUUCUUUCUUUCCUCUCGAUCCUUGUCCUCUGACUGUCUCUAAGUUCAGAAUGUAGACACUGACUGACCCUCUCCCUGCCCCCCCCCCCCUGCUAUCUGUCUAUCUGUCCCUGUGAUGUCUAAGCAAAGGAAUACAGGCAGCAAGCGCACAACAGGAGGGAGUCCUCUCUCACACACAAGCACGGGUCCUCUGUGGCUGAAAACCCUCUUUUGUAUUGACGUGACGUGUACAGUUUGUGAAACGUGAGUGCUAUUCAGUGUGGUGAUUCUUUAAAGCUGCCACGCAGACAUUCCCGGGAGUGUGUACCCUACCUGGGAUAUUUUUUCGUUCUGCAAGACCUUUAAGCUGGCUGGGCCUGGAUCUCAAUCCCCCAGACCCAGACCGACAACUACAGCUCGCACUUAGGAACAUUUCUCUGGGCCCAGAACUCGGAACUGACUCGCAUCCGUGUGUACCGAUACGAUUUAGCACGUUACGCCAAACCUCUGGCCCCAUUUCCUUUAUACUGUGGCGCCGUCACAGGCUUAUUUAAGCUCUUACCUGCCAGCUACUAAAACGCUAACCUUGACCAGUUCAUGAACCGUGGAUUUCUUCGACUUCAGAAGGGAGGCCCUGUAGCCAGCCGUUAGUUUAACUGGGCUGCAUAUUGCAUGACUGUCUCAACUGCUUUAAAGAAAAAUUUUAUUAAUACGUUUUGUUUAAAGUAUUACCAUAUUGGGAGGAGGGGUUGCCUCUUGCCAAUGUUCUAAAGGAAGAAUCCGUACACUGGAUGAUUUUCGUGAUGUUAUUUAUGUGAUCAUGUUGCAUUGAUGGUGUCAUUCUUUGUCUACUGCGGCUGACUGACAGACAAUCAGACAUCACCCCUUGUGAACCAGUGGCCAGUUUCCACUGUCCUAGCUGUGCUUCGUCGAAUGUAUCAUUAUUCCUGUCAGUGAUUCAACCCUGACAUUCAUAGCACUUGGGUUACGCAAGCGAAUCAACUUACAAACCGGAUUGCAAACAGUGGACGCCCACCACAGAGAGAUAAACCGGUCUGCUGAAAGCAUCACGGCUGUCUCCUUCGUGAACUCCGCUAACAGUCAGUGCGAUAAAAAGCCAAAGCCUCACAACGUGUGGUGGACAUGUCUUAAUAAUGUAGGAGCCGUCUGUGAUCUCCUUAUGAUUAUCAUCUGACACUUCUCAUUUUACAACUACAAAGUGACUUCAGGGGGAAUCCUGGCCUUCAGAUUCUGAUCUCCUUGCAAAACAAUGGCAAACCCCCUGUUGUAUUUACCUAAAAUACAGCUACAGGAGGGAAAUAACACACAGACACUAGUUUUAUGAGCACUUUUCCAUUUUGUCCCUCCCUCCCUUUAGUAUGAAACACUGUUUGCAAUCAAAGCUUUCUCUUUAAUUUUGUUUCUUUACGAAAGAAGAAUAAAUUGUACAUAGAAAUUUAUUAUAUAUAUGAA